Molecule: messenger RNA, 3486 nt
Organism: Ophidiomyces ophidiicola
Lineage: Eukaryota; Fungi; Ascomycota; Eurotiomycetes; Onygenales; Onygenaceae
Exons: 2
Coding region: 1-3486 (1161 amino acids)
Source: RefSeq, a predicted model, not a curated record
AUGCCUGCACUUCAUUCAAACGCCCCUAUCAACAUGACGCCUAAUUACUUCCAUAGCAUCGACAGUCGAAAUACCAACGCUAAAUUUCACCCAUACACGAUGAGUUUGUAUCAAGGCCAUACCAAGCACCCUGAGGCUCUACACGAAGACCGGCGGAGUUCUCCAGAGUACAUAUCGACCGUUUCCAGAUACCAACCACCCACGAUACCUACUGAAAGCUUGUUGGAAAGGAAAGUGUCAAAACUCAAGACGGAGGAAAUACACCUGUCAAAAAUUAGCACUGGCCCCGUCUCCCCCCUCUCUACCUUGGACGACCAAGCAUAUCCUGCCACUCCGAAACUCAACAUUAUUGCUACCACUCCUGCCCCAGCAGCCAUCGUUUCUCCCCUUUCCGCGGGCUCGUCACAACAAUUCCAGUCUUUCGCUACUAAUAUCUCCCCGCCCCCUGCCCACGGGAACUUUCAAAGCUCUCCACAUCCGGAUUCUGGAUUCGCAUCGGCGUCAUUAACGAAAGAAUGGAGUGAGGGAUGGACACCGAAGGUUUCCUCCUUCUCUAGAUCUAGUACUGAGCGGCCCCGACAAACACGCUUUCCGGAUGGUAGAGCCGAUGGCGCUUUGGAUUCCGGACGAUAUGAUCUUAUAUGUCCUGUUGUGGCUGGCGUUUUUGAUGAAAAAAGUCCACGCUUAAAACGAAACCCGACUUUCCGAAAACAACUCUCGAUAAACGAAUCAAAAAUGAAACCUUUGCCUCCGGCCCCAGAUAUCUCGAUCAUUCCAAAAGCGCUUCGCCAGAAGUUCACGAAAUCCGGACCACUGGCGCUACCACAUUCUCCAGAGCGAAUAUUUCUCCCCCAGAAACCAGAAGCUUCCGAUCUAUACAGCCUUGAUGAAGCAUUUCGGCGAUCUGGCCUCCUUGAAAAUGAUUCCAGCAGCUUCCCUUGUUCCCCUUUACAUCACGCCACAAUGGAAUUGGAGAGGCAACUGUCUCAAAUGUCAUCUAGUACCCCAUAUAUGAAUCCCGUGCUAUCAGAGCUUUCUCCCAGAUAUUCCAAACUAAGCAUGGGUGGAUCUUCGGCCUUACUCAAAGAAAAUUCACAUGCCCAGUCUCCAGAAAUUUUGUCGCAACAUCCAGAUCCCCUACCAACACAAUCCUGGCUGGAUCUAGAACCUACUGAGUCUAAAUCGUACCGGGGCAGUACUCUUUCUCCUCAGGAAACCUGUGCGUCGCUCGUCAACCAACAAAAUUUAAAGCAUCACCAUUCCUUCGACACAUUCUUUGAUACCCCACGACCCUCACAUUCUCGAAGUGUAUCUCUCCAGGACAGCCCUUCUUUCACCACCGAACAGUCUCGGAAAACAUUGUCUCCGAAGUCCAGGACCCAUGGGGACAAGCGCCCUCGUGUACGGUUACCACGUAUGAGAAGUGUUGAUCUCCCCUUCGGAGCACGGGAGCUUGCUAAUCUCAGUGUUGUCGUUGAGUCUCCCUCGGAAGGUGAAUGUCCCCGUACUGAAGAUAUUAAAGACUGUGUUGUACGUACAAGAAAAGAGCACCCUGGGGGGGAUCUGAGCGGUUUCAGGAUAGAGUCACCUGAUUUCUGUAUACCAGAGAACCAUACACCAAUAAUACAAAGCCCAGAAUCACAGGUACCCCUAUUUUCACAUCUACUUGACGUGUAUACCGCAUCGUGUACUCCUACUAGGACUUCCAGGGACUAUGGACAAGUGGUGAAUGAUAUACCUGCGGUAGCAGCAGAAGAAAUUGUUCUUCAGAUUCUCCGUAGCGUGGAUACCCUGGAAGACCUGUUCAGCCUUGCUGUGCUCAAUUCGGCAUUCUAUAGCAUAUUUAAGAAAAAUGAGCUUCCUCUUAUCAAGCGAAUUAUGUUUCGCGUAUCGCCAUCUGCUUGGGAAUUACGGGAGAUGAGCAUACCAUGGGAAGAUGAUGACUUUGAUGUUGGACCUGUUGACAGGCCAGUGCCGGAGUACACACCUAAUCUCUAUCUUCGCCAUUAUAUGCGAGAUCUUUGCACCAUGGUUUCUUUGAAGUGGCUGAUCCUCGUGCGGUGCGAACAUUUCCUUCGACCGGAAACUGUCCGUGCUUUAGCUGGACAGGAUGAAAAACGUUCUGCCGAACUCGACGAUGCCUUCUGGAGGGUCUGGACCUUUUGCCGACUUUUUGGCUGCGGGAAAGGUCGCGAGGAAGACAUCACUACCCAGGCAGACUGGCUGAGUGGCGGUAGCCAUGCCCGGUCAAACAAUCGAGGGUCGAGUGCCGUACUAACAUCUCCCUUGAUUGGUGAUGAGGUUCCUUUCCUCCUUCCCGAUGGGUUUGCGAGAGGGAAUGAAGGAGGCUUGACUGCAACACAAUUGUAUGAUAUGAUGGAAAUAUGGACAUGUUUAGGCGUUCUGAUUCAGGCCUUUCAUGGGAAGAAUAGCGAAGCUCGCCAAUAUGGCGUUUUUGAUGAUCUGGAUGUUGACCCGGGCACGAUGGAGGAAGAUGCUAUGCUUGAAUGCUGGACCCAAUAUUUAUUGACACUUGGACCUUCGGCUAUCCUCACGCUUUGCAACCUCAACCCGGAUACGCCAAUCGAAGAUAUGUUUUCUAGGGCCCAAUCAUUAGGCUGGACGCAAUGGACCAGUCCAACGAAAGCAAAAAGCGGAUCCAACCGGUCCUUUCUCAAAGAAGCGGUUUCUCGUGUUCACGAAAACCAGCUUGUAAGAGAAGAAGGCCGCACACAAUGCAUCACGACUCAUGCUCCCUCGGGCCUAUCGCUGGAGGUGCCGCCGUAUAGCCCAAAGCAAAGAGUGCGGUCGUACUCCGCUGGCACAAGAAUUCCUAAACAACGACGCAAAGAAUUUGCCAUUGAGAUUCGUCAAAAGAGGCAAGACAACGAAAAACCGACGCAGCGAUUGGUUCCGGCCGUGGAGGAAAGGCCCACUUCAAAUUUUGAACAAGUCAUACAGCAGCUAGAUGGGACACAACACCAAUUUCUAUCAGGACACUCUGCUUUUUACAACUAUCCUUAUCCCGCUCCAGAACGUAGGUCGGCACCUCCGCUCUAUCCCCAAGCCAUCAUCACUGCAGCACCUGCUGAAGCCGAAGAAAAAAUCCCUGUACACGACCAUCACACCUCGGUUCUUCAUCAAAAAUACUCUCACAUCCCGCCUCCCGGAUUCAUCGACCCGGCUGACCGGGCUCUGCACAAGCUCGUUCACGAAUUAGGAUUUAACGAAUCAGACGCAAAAUGGGCCUUGAAGUGCACUGACACGGGUGAAUCUGUGGAUGUUGAAGCCGCCAUUAACCUGCUGCUUCCGAAUAUCGAUACCAACCCUGCUGGAAGCUAUGGGAAUGUACUAGUUCACUCGCCACCACUGGCGCCGUCAUCGCGCCCGGUAUCCUAUUGUCUGCGGAGUGAUGCACGGCUUAUGAACAGGCUGAGUAUGGGCGAUACUGAGCAGAUCCAGAGGCCCCCAUGGAGGUGGGCGUGA